Messenger RNA from Pseudovirgaria hyperparasitica, 839 nucleotides. RefSeq names its product glyoxalase/bleomycin resistance protein/dioxygenase. The coding region runs from base 330 to 755 and encodes 141 amino acids. The transcript is spliced from 3 exons. NCBI's taxonomy places the organism in Eukaryota, Fungi, Ascomycota, Dothideomycetes, Acrospermales, Acrospermaceae. The record is from RefSeq and is a predicted model, not a curated record.
GGUAAGGGUGUUUUGUUGUCUUGGAUAUGCUUGGCGGGAGCGAAGGGUUACACUGGGAAAGCUUGUCGACGGCUAUUCUGCGUUUUUGGUAACUCGAGCUGAGUGAGGUAUGUGGCUUGGUAUGGAUGUGUUGGACUUGGUUGCCUAAUCGUGUUCGGGAGAGGAAAAUGCCGGACUGUGUGGACGCAACGACGCGUUCGUUCGUUUGUUUCGCACGUCUUCACUUCAGCCACCCUCUCUAUCCACUCCAGACACGAUCCAGCUUCAUUACGCAAACACACGCACAUACGCUCGCGUAGACAAUCCCAUCAAACAUCCUCGGCUCCACCAUGACCCCUCCCAACCCCUACGGCACCGGCAAGCUGAACCACAUCGGCAUCAAAGUGCCCAGCGAGCUGUACGAGCAGACCGUGGCAUUGUACCUCGCCAUACUCACGCCGCUAGGCUACACUAAGCAGAUGGACUUUGGCGUCGCCGUCGGGUUCGGCAUAGGCGCCGACGGACCGUCGGAUUUCUGGGUCAGUGUGGCGAAGGAUGCGAGUCAGGAGACGCGUGGGUUGCACUUGGCCUUUACGGCAGAAACGAGGGAGCAGGUUCGAGUUUGGUAUGAGGCGGCGAUUGGGGCUGGGGGGAAGGAUAACGGUCCGCCUGGGCUGAGGCCGAUGUAUCACGAGGACUAUUAUGGGGCUUUUGUGUUUGAUCCUGUUGGGAACAACAUUGAGAUUGUGGAUCACAAGCCGUAUCCUAAGGAAUGAAGCAUCUCGUGUAGAGACGCAAUACUCAUUCAUUAUGUGAGGUUUGACGCCUGUUUCACUUCUGUACUGGGGACGAUUUACGAG